Molecule: messenger RNA, 1127 nt
Organism: Synchiropus splendidus (mandarinfish)
Lineage: Eukaryota; Metazoa; Chordata; Actinopteri; Syngnathiformes; Callionymidae
Gene: msrb3
Product: methionine sulfoxide reductase B3
Exons: 7
Coding region: 191-757 (188 amino acids)
Biological process (GO): response to oxidative stress; protein repair
Cellular component (GO): cytoplasm
Molecular function (GO): peptide-methionine (R)-S-oxide reductase activity
Source: RefSeq, a predicted model, not a curated record
CGUCUCUCGGCUGAUUCGCUGCUCCGAGCUCCGGCUCAUGUUUGGCUUUGACACCAGAACACCGAGCUUUGGCCGACUCUUCGCCGUCAGUGUCGGCCUGUUGUUGCUGUCGCGCACCGCCCGGUUCGUCGGUUGUUAAAGGUCGCUGAGGUGGUGCUUGGUUCUAGUGGUGGUUCCUCCUCCAGCAGACAUGUCGGGCUUCAAUCUGCUCCAUCUAAUAACAAAGAGUCAGCCAGUGGCUCUGAGGUCCUGCAGUCUUCCCUCAGGAGCACGUCGGACCAAGAAGACAUGGCCAGUUCGCUUCACAGAAGAGGAGAUGAGGAAACGCCUGACGCCGCAGCAGUAUCAUGUGACCCAGGAGAGAGGAACAGAGAGUGCGUUCACUGGAGAGUUCCAUGACCACAAGGCUGAUGGCACUUACACUUGUGUCGUCUGUGGGGCGCCACUGUUCAGCUCGAGCACUAAAUUUGACUCAGGAUCAGGUUGGCCCUCCUUCUUCGACCUUUUGAAAGAGGAGUCCAUUUCUCUGACUGAUGAUUUCUCUUAUGGAAUGCACCGGGUGGAGACAACAUGUAAUCAGUGUGGCGCUCACCUGGGUCACCUGUUCGAUGAUGGUCCGAGACCCACUGGGAAACGUUACUGCAUCAACUCUGCGUCACUGGCCUUCCAGCCCAAAGAUGGUGCUGCCCCUUCCUCCACAGCUGAGGGGGAAGCAGCCAGCAGCAGCAGCCAGAAUGACAGGAAGACGGAACUUUGAGUCCACAUAACAAAUCUGUUUGACCAGGGAGUUUAACACAUUUAGUUCCAGAGGUAUUCGGUGCUCAGACGACCAAAUUAUCAAAUGUCUCAGUAAACUGCUUUCACCAAUGCCAGUUUGUUUCUUGUAAAGCACCACGUCCGAACGUGACUCCACAGAUGGAUGAAGAGCUCGGUGUUGAUGAUUUAGCAGCGCAUUUAAGGAAGGCAUAUCUUUGAAGUUUUGUGCUGCCCAUUUUGUCUUAUAAGCUAUGCAAGUGCAGUCUGUAGACAGUAGUGUGCACCAUUAAUGUUUUGUACUUUUUCUGCACAAUAUUUUUGUUGUCUGCCUUCAAAUAAAUGAAACAAACAAAACAUAUUCUUCAUAAUAA